AUGUCUUCUUCGUAUUUGGACCUUGUAGAUAAAUCAACGGAGCUGGAAAAUUCUAAAGUUCGGGUCUAUGCAAAAACUGCUGUUAAUAGUUGCGUCGUAACUCAAAUGGUUACAUGUGCGUUGAGAAGUCAUCAAUGCAAGGAUAUUUUGUUCGUAAAGGAAACGGUGUUGGAGUUAUUAGAGUUAACUCCUGAAGGUGUACUAGUAUCAUUAUUUGAACAGCCAAUAUUUGGUACGGUUAAAAAUGUAAAAGUGUUGAAAUGUAAAUUUUCUGGACUAUUAUUUUUUGAUUCAGAAAGUGGAAAUGUCUAUCAUGAACUUGAAUUAUCAUCAUUAUCAUCAAACAAAAAACAAU
Molecule: messenger RNA, 355 nt
Organism: Entrophospora sp. SA101
Lineage: Eukaryota; Fungi; Glomeromycota; Glomeromycetes; Entrophosporales; Entrophosporaceae
Source: the annotation of a GenBank genome assembly